This is a messenger RNA of Truncatella angustata, 2884 nucleotides long. RefSeq lists its product as uncharacterized. Gene Ontology annotation, molecular function: protein binding. The coding region runs from base 243 to 2666 and encodes 807 amino acids. The transcript has a single exon. Gene Ontology annotation, cellular component: cytoplasm; nucleus. Lineage: Eukaryota; Fungi; Ascomycota; Sordariomycetes; Amphisphaeriales; Sporocadaceae. The record is from RefSeq and is a predicted model, not a curated record.
CUGACAAGAAGAUCACGUAUUAUAGCAUCAUAUCCAUUGACUAUUAUUCAUUGUAACUCGGCCUCCUUUCGGGUUCCAUUACUUCAAGUACUCUGUUUUGAAGUUAUUAGUAUUAGUAUAAGUAUCGUUGUGCUUGCUUUCUCAAGUGGCUGAAACUUGCCUAACAGUCAGCACAAAACAUGGCACCUUCAUAAAAGAAAAACCCCAUCUGAAAUCACCCAGGUGUGAUCAAAACUGCAAUCAUGACACCAAAGGAGAUCUACACCGGCUACAGGCCCUUGCUUCAGGACCAUCGCGUUCAGCAGGCUCACGUGAUAAUGUCCGACUCUGACUUACAAAUGGCCACUUGCCGAGCGUUUCUUACACCGGGAGCCUCUCAGAAGACGAAUUUGAAGAUCACAGAGACAAGUGGCAUGUCAAAUCGUGCGUAUACGGGCUUGGAGGAGAUGCCAGCUUCUACAGCAUGCCUGGUCAACCUUCCAAACGAACUCCUGACCAUGAUCGCUCGGGAUGACGAGCUCUCGGAGAAAGAUCUCUCGGCCUUCCUCCAGACAUGCCGGUCUAUCCGCAUGAUUGUUUCACACACGCUCUAUACUAUCGUCGUGAGGCGGAAUCGCAGUCCCCUACUCCAUUGGGCUGCUGAACACGGUCAUCUGGAGAUGGCAAGCCAGUUGCUAGACGCAGGGGCCGACCCGGACCAGUACUGGGUUUCGCCACAGCCUAAAUAUAUCCUCGAUAUGGACACAAGCUCUGUUCCUGACCAAGACGAGUAUUUCUGCUUAACCUCAAGCCAGCAGAAUGAUCUCCUGUUACAGCGGUGCAGUGCUCUCGCGCCUAAGACUGCUUUUGGGAAAUAUACUCGCUGGGCUUCGAGAGUUCACCUAGACGAGUGCCUUCAUUAUCGUCUAGGAUUGGCCUGGGCUUCACAGCGGGAAGGUGUUGAAGGGAAGAAACAUGGAUGGAUAAGUAACGGCCAUCUGGAGGGAGCAGGGGCAGCAGCAGGGGACAAAAAAUCCCGAUUCAAGUGGACACCACUACAUCUAGCUGUUUACAACGGCAAUUCGGAAUUGGUGAGGCUGCUUGUUAGCCGCGGUGCCAGCCCGGCCAAUCCUUCAGCCGGCUUAUGUACUUGCACCACUGUGUCGAUUCCAAUUGACGAAGAUAACCGAUCUUCAAGGGCAAAUAUUGAUGAUCAGACUGCAAUUCAUCUCGCGGUCUGCUCAGCACAAUCGCUCAGUCAUGAUACCAAAACUACCCUCAAAACUCUUCUGGAUGGCCCAUCCGGCAACAAAGAUACAUCAUCGACUAAGGUUACGAAGGAGAAGGUAGUGUCCGCUGUUCACGCACUCAUGAUGGCCUCCAUCAUCGGUGACAUGCAGGCAUUCGAAUUCUUACUCGACUGGAUGAUUUUCGUAAUUGAGCAGCACGAAAUAGACGAUAGUCCAGGUGCAGGGCUCAGCUUCCCACCUGAGAUCCUCUCUCAAAGUCGCAUAGAGUAUUGUGCAGCCAGGUGCCACCACUGGGCGAUCGUGGAACGCUUUGCCCAAGACACGGGGUUAGAAGAUGACGUGAAGAAGAGUCUUGAACCAGUUUUUCGAAAGUCAGCUGAAGCAGUGGACAUAGAAGCUUGUGCCUGGCUUCUAAACUAUGGAGUCGAGGUCUCGGAUAAGGGACACUUCCUAAGAUCUAUGUGUCCUGCUCCUACCAGCUCCAUCCAUCCACAGGGGCAGACUAUAGACGACAAACGUCUGUCAUUGAUUAUGCACGUUCUUGAUCGGUGCGAACCUGCAGACAUAAACUCGUACGGCUCGAAGACCCCCAACAGCGCUCUGGGGUCCUUCAUGACAUGGUAUUUCAGUUCCGAAUUUCCGAGCCAGAUAGGCGAGCGGAUCAUUAAGGCCAUGUUGGAUCGGGGCGGAAAUGUACAUGCAAAGAAUCCCCAAAAGGCUGGCCGGGGCUGCUCCAAGGCAUCUGAUCUUACGCCCUUGGGAUGUGCACUUAGAGCCGUGACCACCAACGCUAGUGCAGGCGCAUUGGAUAGGUUCCAUCGGUUCUUACAGCACCACGUUUCUUUUGACGAAGAAAAUACGCUCGGCUUGCGGGGCGAAUACUUGCACAAGUUCUUCGUUUUCUUCGGAUACGGCACUUUGGAGCAGACGCCAAAGCAUACGCUCGUCAACAUAUCUAGAGUCCUGCUUCUCUGCGGCGCGAAACCGGAGGAACGUGACGCAGAUGGUGAGACGGCCUUGUUCGCCUUUCUGAGAUACCUCGAAGCAUGUAUGCCUGGAUGGAUCGGCAGCAGGCGCCGUCCACACUGGGCGGACGAGAUCACCUAUCUCCUAGCAUGCUUCCAGAAGUCCGGGGCCAGGCUCGAUUCCGCCAACGUGGAAGGAUGGACGGUAGAGGAGAAACUGCAAGCUCUUCAGCAGCCCGGUGUUUUUUCAAGGCUGCUGGAUCAUCGCUCCGAUGAAUACGAAUCGUCAUACACGGAGAAUAGACGUCGAGCGCUUGCCAAACAUCUGUCAGAGACUGUGCAUGUUGUCCGAGAAGGGGAUGGACUCCCUCGCAUGAGAUUCAAGAGACCGCAGACGGUGUUCAAAGAUUUACCUGGGGAUGACUUCAUUCAGUCGCUUUUGCAGGACGAAGGACUUUGGCUGCCUCAGUAGGCAAAUGAGAUUUUCAGUUUCGAUUUGAAACUUUGGUUAGGCGCUUUCAAGAGUGUAUGAUAAGGCGGUACAGCUAGUUUGCUUGGACACCAGCGGACUUAUUGAACGGAAGGACUCUAAAGGGUGAACGGUUAGUUUGGGAGGCGUCAAAAAGUGUAGUACUUGGUACAUUAUUAAUUAUUAAUAUAUGGAAUGGGCAUUUCGCUUAUGGUUUGGAC